Molecule: messenger RNA, 1231 nt
Organism: Lucilia cuprina (Australian sheep blowfly)
Lineage: Eukaryota; Metazoa; Arthropoda; Insecta; Diptera; Calliphoridae
Gene: Sras
Product: CAAX prenyl protease 2
Exons: 3
Coding region: 171-1064 (297 amino acids)
Biological process (GO): CAAX-box protein processing
Cellular component (GO): endoplasmic reticulum membrane
Molecular function (GO): metalloendopeptidase activity
Source: RefSeq, a predicted model, not a curated record
UUUUUGUUUUGCUAACGAUAGCGAAAGUAAUUAACAGCUGAGAGAUUUUUUUUCAAAUUAAGAAAACUAGCAGCAGCAGCAGCACAUAAAUUAUGUUUAUUUUUAGUCAUUGAUAGAUUUUAAUUAAACAAUAAAAAAAAUCAAUCCUACCAAUAACAAAAUCCACCAGUAUGAAUGAAAGCAAUGAAACUAUAAUGGAAGCGAAAUAUAUUUUCGACGAGGUACCACAAGUAUCAAAAAUAAUAACAGUGAGCUGUUGUCUGGCCAUGUCCGUGCUGUAUGUGUCCAGUUUGUAUAUAUGGAAUAAUAAACACAAUCGUGAUCACCCGGCUACUGUUAAAAGACGUUUUUUAAGUGUUACGGUGGUUAUGUUUAUAUCACCCAUAUUUGUUUAUAAGUUUUCCUCUGGUGAAUUGCUGGAGAAGGUGGCAUUUAAUGAUUUGCUGGGUCUAAGAUGGCCGGGUUUAAUUAUGGCCAUAGUUGUGCCCUAUCUAUUGACAAUGCUUUUAUUUUUGGGUCCUUUGUGUGUGGAAUUGCAAAAUGAUACUCUAAAAGUAUUUCUGGAUAUGGACUUUUGGAAAAGUAACUUUAAAAAUAUUCUAUGGAUCCGUAAUCAUGUUAUGGCUCCAUUAAGUGAGGAAUUUGUUUUUCGUGCCUGUAUGAUGCCUUUAAUACUACAAAGUUUUACUCCGGUAACAGCUGUGUUUAUAACACCACUGUUUUUUGGUGUGGCUCAUAUACACCACAUAGUUGAAAGACUAAGUAUGGGUAUGGAGUUUUCCACCGCUUUAAUUAUGUCCUUGUCCCAAUUAACAUACACUACCUUGUUUGGUUUCUAUUCUGCCUAUUUAUUUGCACGUACUGGUCAUUUUGUGGCUCCCUUUUUGGUACAUGCCUUCUGUAAUCACAUGGGUCUUCCCGAUUUACAAGAUCUUUGGCAGCAGCAUUUAUGGAAACGCAUAUUUUUGAUCAUUUGUUACUUUGUAGGUUUUAUAGCCUGGAUUAUAGUAUUGCCUUUGGCCACAGAACCUGAACUUUAUAGGAAUAAUAUCUUUUGGCCUUAAACAGUUACUAAAGACUCGCGGUUAUCUUGUAUUUAAAAGAUAAAUUAAGAAUCUUCCGAUUUUAUAAAUGUAAGCUUAAAACAAACGUAAACUACAGUCCACUGUCACUCUACACAAAACCUUAAUACUAUUUAAAUCAUGUUUUUAUGAAAGGAAAACAACCAUAA